AUGCGGUCUUUGGAAGAUUCUAGAAAGAGAUGGCAGGUGACGAUAAAGUCCGCAUCUAGCUUGACCGAACUCAAGAAAUCCGUGAGGAUCGUUGGAGAAAACAGUCCUUGUAACGGAGGUUUAAGAUCUAUCUGUUGGAAGACAUUUUUAUUGUUUCAAAACACAGAGAUCACGGGUUGGGCACGAGGACUUGAGGAUUCACGAAGUGCUUAUACCUCUUUAAGAGAACAUUUCUUGAGAUUCAUCGAACAUCCAAAUGAUCUAGGAUCUUCAUUAGAUCCUCUGGACGACGAUAAACACUCACCAUGGAAUACCCUUCGGAAAGAUGAAGAAAUUCGUGCCGAAAUAUUUCAGGAUAUCGAGAGAUGCAUGCCAGAAGAACCAUACUUCCGUCGUGCCGACAUUCAAAGAUUCAUGCUGGAUGUGCUGUUUAUCUUUUGCAAAAUCAACCAAGAUGUAGGUUAUCGUCAGGGCAUGCAUGAGAUACUGGCUCCAAUUCUAUGGGUAGUGGAGCAAGAUUCUAUUGACCCUCGAGACAUCAAUAGUGACACGAGUGAAUCAGGAACAGAUCCAUCAGAUUCGAUUAUGAAGCAGUGUUUGAAUCGUAAAUUCAUCGAGCAUGAUGCCUUCACUCUCUUGUCUUUGGUCAUGAGAUCAGCAAAGUCAUUUUAUGAAUUAGGUGACCCCGGUCAAAAAACACCUCAAAUUGUUGGCGGAACCCCUCAAAAUGGCGCAUCUCCAAUUGUUGAAAGGAGUAAGCGAAUUCAUGAAGUAUACCUGGCUCGUGUAGAUCCGCGACUGGCCAAACAUCUUACAGAUAUUGAGAUACUACCGCAAAUAUUCUUGAUACGCUGGAUCAGGUUGCUCUUCGGGCGCGAGUUUCCUUUCGUUGAUCUACUAUCAGUAUGGGAUACUCUUUUCGCCGAGGAUCCAGAACUAGAUCUUGUGGAUCUUAUAUGUGUAGCAAUGUUACUUCGAAUUCGUUGGCAACUAAUGGAAUCGAACUACUCGCUGGCCCUGAUGUUACUACUCAAAUAUGAGUGUCCUCCAAAUCCUCAAACUUUCGUCGAUGAUGCAAUCUUCUUACGAGAUAAUUUCAAUGCUAGUGGGGGAUCCAAGAUUAUUCAUAAAUAUAGUGGGAAGUUCCCGCAUCGAGAUAAAUCAUCGCCACCACCUGAUGCUCCUAUUGAAGAAAGUCUCAGCCCUAGACAGCUACUCAUGCGGAAUAGAUCUUCAUUGACUAGCCCUGCUCGGUUCUUGCAACAACAGGGAGGUGUUGAAGCGUUGAUUCAAGGUGCUGCAAAAGGUGUUUACAAUAGGGGAGAGCGUCUUGGCAUCAAUCAAGCUGUACGCGAUGCAAUGGAAGAAGUGAAGAAGAAUAUGCAAGGACUACAAACUCCAAGAAGUAACAAUUCUCCUAGGAGAGCUAGUGCUGCUUCACGGUGGUCUCUUGAUGAUGGGCGUGUGAUGCCUGCCUCGACAGCUAUCAUGGCAACAAUGAACGAAAGAAAUAGGCAAUUGGCUGUCAUGCUAGAUCACGCAAUGAAAGAUCUGAGAUCUGUUUCUGUGUCAAAAGAAAGUAACCGGGAAAAGUGCAUCGAGGCAAUGGACAUGGCUAUUGCGAAAGUUGAUUUCGUGAAGGUUUACUUGGAGGACUCUACUAUGCCACUUCCAAUUCUUUCACCAAUUAUCGAUGGUAGGAAUGAGCCUGCUACACCAGAAGCAGAUAUACCGAAAGUUUUAUUACCACCAAUCUCAGAUCAAGGGCAGACAACUUCACCAGAGACUCCCAUCAUGAAUUCCGACCCAAGUAAUGCUCUGGCAAAAGAGACAAAUGGCCUAGACGAGACAUCCAUAUCAACGCCUGACAUUAGUCAAACUCCAAGGGAAGCAAUUGACCUCUCCUCAAACGAGCCGUCUACAAUUAUCGAACCCGACAUAGAAAGAGAUGCUAUGAGAUCUGCAACAACCGAGCGACCCGAAGCACCAAUCCCCACUAGAUCUUCGAUUGCACAGUCAUCGUUCUCUUGGAUGCUAGAACCAGAUCAAGCAUCUAGCCCCACGAUAAAAUCCUCACCUCCAAAGAGUUCUUCUCCAUUUUUAAGAACCGGAAAGCGACCUACAUCCGGUGCUGGUCGAGAAAAGGCAGCGUUUCUGUUUGGGGAUGAUGAUGGCGACUUCCAACUUCCCAUACCAAAAUCUCCAUUGUCAAACGCCGAAGAAGCCUUCAAGCUAGGAACAUUGAAACGAAUAAAAGAGAAACAAAUCGAUGAAAACACGGUUGAAUAG
Messenger RNA from Botrytis deweyae, 2289 nucleotides. RefSeq lists its product as uncharacterized. Bases 1 to 2289 code for a protein of 762 amino acids. Lineage: Eukaryota; Fungi; Ascomycota; Leotiomycetes; Helotiales; Sclerotiniaceae. The transcript has 6 exons. The record is from RefSeq and is a predicted model, not a curated record. Gene Ontology annotation, biological process: activation of GTPase activity. Gene Ontology annotation, molecular function: GTPase activator activity.